Molecule: messenger RNA, 1509 nt
Organism: Nelumbo nucifera (sacred lotus)
Lineage: Eukaryota; Viridiplantae; Streptophyta; Magnoliopsida; Proteales; Nelumbonaceae
Source: RefSeq, a predicted model, not a curated record
AUGGGCAACCAGAAAGUGAUAAUUCUUCUUGUUAUUUGUCUUCUGCUACCCAUUUUCAUGGGUGUUUUUGCUGUUAAUGAGGAKGAUCAGAAGGUUCYCACUUCUUCUUUAUUUCGUGGUUAUGAUUUCUACAUUGUUUACUUGGGAGAUCUUCCGAGUAAUAAAAAUUCUCUGGCUGAUAUGCAUUUGGAAUAUCUUGCAAGUGCAAUUGAGAGUGAAGAUGGUGCUAGGAGCUCAAUCGUGCAUAGCUAUACGAAAAGCUUCAAUGCAUUUGCUGCCAAGCUUUCUGAUGCUGAAGCAGAACGGCUGUCAAACAUGGAUGGUGUGGUCUCAGUAUUCAAAAAUCGAUACCAUAAGCUGAAGACAACGAGAUCAUGGGACUAUCUUGGGUUUACUCAAACAGUACCAAGAAGUUUGAGCAUGGAGAGUGACUUGGUUGUGGGCAUGCUGGAUUCAGGGAUCUAUCCGGACUCCCCCAGUUUCAGUGACAAAGGAUUUGGUCCUCCACCACAAAAAUUCAAGGGUAGCUGUGGCCCCUUUUCAAAUUUCUCCUGCAACAAUAAAAUAGUUGGAGCAAGGUAUUUCAACCUGAGUGGUCCUAUCAGCGAUUCAGAUAUCUUAUCUCCCAUUGACUCGGAAGGCCAUGGCACACACACAUCCUCAACUGUGGCAGGAAAUGUAGUAAAGGGAGCAAGCCUGUAUGGGAUUGGUAAGGGGACAGCGCGUGGAGCUGUACCAUCUGCUAGGAUUUCAGUGUACAAAGUGUGCUGGGCGGUUGGCUGYGCGGACAUGGAUAUUCUUGCUGCCUUCGACGCUGCCAUCCAUGAUGGCGUUGAUAUCAUCUCUUUGUCUGUUGGUGGUUUCGCUGGUUCAUACAUUUCUGAUUCUAUAGCCAUUGGUUCCUUCCAUUCCAUGAAGAAUGGGAUCCUCACCUCAGCAGCAGCUGGAAACUCUGGACCUUCAGCUGCUAGUGUAAGUAAUUAUGCUCCAUGGAUUCUCACCGUAGCUGCAAGCACUACUGAUCGAGGCUUCAGGAACAAACUUGUUCUGGGGAAUGGCAAGUCUUUAUAUGGAGUUGCAAUUGACACACUGUCUCCAAACAAAAGUUUCUAUCCUCUUAUAAAGGGUGCUGAUGCUGUGCUUAAUACAUCUGAAUACGCGGAUUAUGCAAGUAACUGUUACGAUCGGGCAAUGGACCCCGAGAAGGUGAAAGGAAAGCUUGUAUACUGCGAAGAUUUUGUUGGUUCAGCCGAUUACAGUGUGCAGAAAAUGGGAGGGGUUGGAACCAUACUAGAAUCAGAUAAUGCCAUUUUUGAUGCUGCCUUCAUUUUCAUGCCACCAUCGACCAUGGUAAACCAUAAUCAAGGGAAAAUAAUAAUGGACUACAUAAAUUCCACAAGUUCCCCCAAAGCCGUGAUAUUCAAAACCCAGGCCUUCAAAGUUGCUGCUCCAUCUGUGGCUUCCUUUUCAUCUAGAGGACCUAAUCCUGUAUCAAACAAAGUUCUAAAG